CUUCACAGAGAUGGCUCUGGCCCAGGACCUCUACAGCAUCCCAGCCUCCAGGCUGGACUCCUUCGUAACUCAGUGCUUGCAGCCCAGACGGGAGUGGAAGGAAGAGGUGCUGGAGGCUGUUCGGACUGUGGAGCAGUUCUUGAAGCAAUGUUUCCAGGGAGAUCAGAGCCUGGGCCAGAAGGUCCAGGUGCUCAAGGUGGUCAAGGUGGGCUCCUUCGGGAAUGGCACAGUACUCAGAAAUGAAACAGAUGUGGAGCUGGUGGUGUUCCUGAGCUGUUUCCAUAGCUUCCAUGAAAUGGCCAAAAUCCACCAAGCCGUCAAACUCAUGUGGAGGAACGCAUGGUAUUCUGAGGACCUGCUGGACCUCGGGCUCAGAGACGUGAGGAUGGAAGAAGUCCCCAGCGCUGUGGUGCUCAUCUUGGAGCCCAUCAAUGUCACCAUCAUGCCUGCCUUCAGGGCUCUGGGGCCUUCAGAUCUCCAUUUGCAGCCACCCACUGAAGUCUACGUGAGUCUGAUCAAGGCCUGUGGGUACCCUGGAAAUUUCUCCCCCUCCUUUGGUGAGCUGCAGAGAAACUUCAUGAAACAUCGACCAACAAAGCUGAAAUCCCUACUGCGCCUAGUGAAACAUUGGUAUUAUCAGUAUGUGAAAGCCAAGUGCCCCAGGGCCAAUCUGCCCCCUCUUUAUGCCCUUGAACUACUAACGGUCUAUGCCUGGGAAGAAGGAACACAGGAGGAAAACAAUUUCCGGUUGGAGGAAGGCCUGGCCACAGUGAUGGAGUUGCUCCAGGAAUAUGAACUCAUCUGUAUCCAUUGGACUACAUUCUACUCACUUCAGAAUCCAAUCAUUGGCAAUUGUGUCAGAAAACAGCUCAAAAAACAGAGACCCAUCAUCCUGGACCCAGCGGACCCCACUCACAAUGUGGCAGAAGGCUACCGAUGGGACAUAGUGGCUCAGAGGGCCAGCCAGUGCCUGAAACAGGACUGUUGCUAUGACAGCAGGGAGAUCCCGGUCUCCAGCUGGACUGUGAAGACAGCACCAGACAUCCAGGUGACAGUGCAGCAGUGGGGCCACUCAGAUUUGAUCCUCUGGGUGAACCCUUAUGACUCCAUCAAGAAAGUUAAAGAGAGAAUCCGCCGGAGCCGGGGCUACUCAGGCCUACAGCGCCUGUCCUUCCAGGAGCCCGGCGGCGAGCGGCAGGUACUCAGCAGUCACUGCUCCUUGGCCUCUUAUGGGAUCUUCUGCAGCACCCACAUCUACCUGCUCGACAUGCUCUCCCCAGAGUUUCAGGUGUUUGUGAAGAACCCAGAUGGUGAGAGCCAUGCCUACGCCGUCCACCCCUACCAUGCCAUCCAGAGCCUGAAGCAACAGAUCGAAGACCGACUGGGGCUGAGCAGCGAUCAACAGCAGCUGGAAUUCCGAGGUCAUGUUCUGCAGGACUGGUUUGAUUUUGUCUGCUAUGGCAUCCAAGACAGCGUCACCCUCACCCUCUCCAAGAAGGAGGGGAAAGUUCCAUUCCCGUGCAGCUAGUUUCCUCUGGAAAGUUCCUAUGCCAUCCUUGCCAUGUCAUCCUGACCUCAUCCUUUCCUCUAUCCUUCCAGUUCUGUGCUGGGAAUGCCCUAUCACUUCAGUGACUUUAUUAAUAGUUAUCUCAGCCAUGCCAGUAGGGAACCAGAGGGGUGUGAGACUAAACAGACAAAUGGACCAUGGCCAGACCCUAUGUACCAGUAGAAUUCUGGUCUAUAACUUUCUUUAACAACUAUCUGAGAUAUCAAACCUUGGCCUUCCCAAGAACCAACAGGAAAGAAAGUCAGGACUUGGACAGUGACUUCUAGCUUCUCUAAUUCCCCAUCCUACCACUUCCAAUUUAGAGCCAAUCAGAGGAAGACAAAUGAGUUCCCCAAACCUAUCACAAGGCAGACCUGAUUCUGGUUGGCCUCCUUCCAUCAAAUCCCUCCAGAAGCCUUUCCCUUUUUCCUCCUGGCUAGACAGGAGUCUCUAGACAGGAGACAGAGUCUCUGAUUCUAUGUCAAACAUAUGGGAUGGUGGCUGGUUCCUUGCAGGGUUUGAAUAAAGAGCCUCUGUCUCAUU
Messenger RNA from Perognathus longimembris pacificus (Pacific pocket mouse), 2089 nucleotides. RefSeq names its product 2'-5'-oligoadenylate synthetase like (gene Oasl). Gene Ontology annotation, cellular component: cytosol; nucleoplasm; membrane. The record is from RefSeq and is a predicted model, not a curated record. Gene Ontology annotation, molecular function: protein binding; double-stranded RNA binding. The transcript is spliced from 6 exons. NCBI's taxonomy places the organism in Eukaryota, Metazoa, Chordata, Mammalia, Rodentia, Heteromyidae. Gene Ontology annotation, biological process: negative regulation of viral genome replication; defense response to virus; regulation of ribonuclease activity. The coding region runs from base 11 to 1528 and encodes 505 amino acids.